Oncorhynchus keta (chum salmon) is the source of this 5817-nucleotide messenger RNA. RefSeq names its product protein enabled homolog. The record is from RefSeq and is a predicted model, not a curated record. NCBI's taxonomy places the organism in Eukaryota, Metazoa, Chordata, Actinopteri, Salmoniformes, Salmonidae. The transcript is spliced from 14 exons. Gene Ontology annotation, molecular function: profilin binding; SH3 domain binding. Gene Ontology annotation, biological process: actin polymerization or depolymerization; axon guidance; actin polymerization-dependent cell motility. Bases 381 to 2855 code for a protein of 824 amino acids.
UACCUCACGUAGUUGAGAAAAGCUUUGCGUCAGUGUUGAAGCAGAGAGACCGGGAUCCCAGCGGCACGCUGCCGCUACAUGAAACGACUGGAGUCUCAGCAGUGAAAACCAUUGUUUUCUCCUCUUUUCUUUCAUUAGACUUUCAUAAACGGCGACGAGAUGCACUAGAUCAUGUAGGAUAAAUCAUUAAAAACAUUUUUUUUUUACUUUACUGGAUGUAACUGUGAACCAAAUUCGUCCUGCGGCGUUACAUUGAUAUUCUUAUUUUGUGACAUAUUCAAGUGCGAACUUUCUGAAAACUAUUGCGAGAUAAGUCAUCAGUCAGAUAACAUUUUAAGCCCUCGACGAAGAGACUAUUUUAGGCCUGUGACAGAAUCAUCAUGAGUGAACAGAGUAUCUGUCAGGCGCGGGCCGCUGUCAUGGUGUAUGACGAUGCCAAUAAGAAAUGGGUUCCAGCCGGCGGCUCCACGGGCUUCAGCAGAGUGCACAUAUACCACCACACGGGCAACAACGCCUUCCGGGUGGUGGGACGCAAAAUACAGGACCAUCAGGUGGUAAUAAACUGUGCCAUUCCCAAGGGGCUCAAGUACAACCAGGCCACACAGACCUUCCACCAGUGGCGCGAUGCCAGACAGGUCUACGGACUCAACUUUGGCAGCAAAGAGGAUGCCAACGUAUUCGCCAGUGCCAUGAUGCAUGCCCUGGAGGUGCUCAACUCUCAGGACACAGGCCCAACGUUGCCAAGACAGAGCCCCCAGGUUCAGAAUGGACCUUCGCCAGAGGACCUGGAGAUGCAGAGAAAGCAGCUGCAGGAGCUUCAGAGGCAGAAGGAGAUGGAGCGCGAGCGGCUGGAGCACGAGCGCCAGGAGAGGGAACGGCUGGAGCGUGAGAUGCUGGAGAGGGAGCGUGAACGGGAACGUCAAGACCGUGAGCGUCAGGAGCGAGAGCGGGAGCGCGCCGAGCGGGAGCGCGCCGAGAGGCAGCAUGUGGAGCGCGUCGAACGGGAUCGCCUGGAGCGUGAGCGUCAGGACCAGUUGGAGAGAGAGCAGUUGGAGAGAGAGCAGUUGGAGAGAGAGCAGUUGGAGAGAGAGCAGUUGGAGAGAGAGCAGUUGGAGAGAGAGCAGUUGGAGAGAGAGGUGGCGGAGAGAGAGCAAUUGGAGAGAGAGCGGGCGGAGAGAGAGUGGGAGCUGAUGGAGAGCGAGAAGCAGGAGAGGGAGAGGAUGGAGCGAGAGACUCACCAGGAGCAGCAGUUGGACAGAGAGCAGAUGGACUGGGAGAGAGGGAGACGCAUCUCCAACGCCGCGUUUGAAAGUACCCUCUACACCCCUCCGCCUCCAGAGUACUCCUCCAAGACCUCCUCUACGUCUGUGUCUCCCACCACCCCCAACUACCCUCCACCCACCCCGUCACCCUCCUCUGCAACACCCCCCACCCCGCCUCUACGUCACUCUGCCUCCCGUUUUGCCACCUCACUAGGCUCCGCCUUCCACCCCGUCUUGCCCCACUACGCCACAGUCCCCAGGCGACAGCCCGUCCCUCCCACGCCCCCCACCCCUGCCCCAGCAACCCCCUCCAAGUCUUUGGUGUGGUCAGCAACAAACUUCAGCCCUCUGCCUCCCUCGCCCCCCGUCAUGAUCAGUAGCCCCCCGGGCAAGGCAACAGGCCCUCGCCCUGUCAUUGCCAUCCCAGUCCCCAGCCCCUUGUCACAGAAACCCCCCUCCCCCAAUGGGCCUCCUAUGUUCCCCGCCCCUUCACCGGUCACCAUUGGCAACAGCAGCAACCCCACCCCGCCUCCCCCUCCCACCCCGCCGCCCCCUCCACCGCUGCCCCCUCUGUCCCUGUCCUGCCAGCAGUCGCCUGUUGUCUCCCCCAUCGCUCCCCUUGUGUCCUCUCCCUCAUCCCAGCCUGCUGUUGUCCCUUCUCCUUCCACAGCUCCCCCUGCCUCUGCUGACCUCUCUGUAAACCUCUCUGAGCUGGGAGACUCCUGCUCCUCGGCUCCAGAGGCCUUUCAGCCUGCAGACCCUCUGGCCCAGCAGGACACAGUGUUGACGCCGGUGCUGCCCACCCCCCCUCCCCCUCCCCCCCUCCCUCCCGGCUCCACUGUGACCCCCACAGCCUCUGCCCAACCAGGCCCUCCUCCCCCUCCCCCCUUACCCCCCACACUCACCCCUACAAGCGGCGGCCCCCCUCCCCCACCCGGUCCCCCACCUUCCCUCGGUGGCCAGGCCCACCCUCCUCCUCCACCAGCCCCUCCCCUGCCGCCCGGUCUCUUCUCCCCCUCGGAAGACCGCCCCCUGUCCGGGCUGGCCGCUGCCCUCGCUGGAGCCAAGCUGCGUAAAGUGCCAAGGAGUGAUAGUGGUGGUGAUGCGGCAGCUGCUCUGGCUGCAGCCAUGGCUGGGGGAUUGGCUGGCGCUACAGGGGCCAAACCUGGAGGGAACGGCCCCCUGGGAGGAGCACCUGGAGGAGGGGGGUUGAUGGAGGAAAUGAGCGCCCUCCUGGCCAGGAGGAGAAGAAUUGCAGAGAAGGGAUCAUCGCCUGAGCCAGAGCAGAGAGCUGAUGACGGUGGCAGCGAGGGCACCACGACUCCUAAAGUGUCUGCCUGUAGCACACCAGACAUGCCCAGGAAACCAUGGGAGAGGAGUAACACUAUGAAUGGUAGCAAAUCCCCAGUCAUUGGAAGACCAAAAUCCACACCGACUGGAUCCCUAAGUGCCAACGGGGUGCCAACAGAAGGUCUCGACUAUGACCGAUUGAAACAGGACAUUCUGGACGAGAUGAGGAAGGAGUUAUCAAAACUGAAAGAGGAACUCAUUGAUGCCAUCAGAGAGGAGCUGGGCAAGUCGAACACUGUGUAGAAGGAUCUCACCUCCCUGUAAAUUACACCUAUUACCGGACAACUGAGACAGGUCAACUUCAGAUAUAGGACAAUAUUAUAAAGCAACAAACAAGGUAAAAAAAGUUUUAAAAGGUGGCGAUGAUGAUGACAAUAACUGAAUUAAUACAGCAGACAGAGUUUGUGGGGCGGAGCAGCGUCAGGCACACAACUGGGGAUGAGGGAGUGCGGGAGGCGUGUAGCAUGGAAGCACUGCUGGCGUCCAUCUUGUGAAGCCUGGCCGUUGCUGCCAUUUUCCCGCAGCCUCACCUGGAGGACAGGACACAGUCAUGAAGAGAAUUGACUGUCAUUAUGCAAAGAUUUCUCUCUUUGUCGAUAACACAAGAAAACAAGGAAAAUCAACAAAAACUAACUAUAUUGAACUGUAUACUGUAUUAACCAUUGAAGUGUGAGAAGUCAGACAGCGGUCACACUAAGAUUUGGAACGGUUGGUGCGCACUUGUGAUUUCAAAGCAAAAAGGCAUGUUUAGUGGGCGAGUGUUAAGUUUGGAGGCAGGAGGGGAGGGAAAGGGAAGUAAGGACUCAGUUUCCCAUAGGGCCAUAGGAGGGAGCCUCUUGAUGUGAAUGAGGGACUGACUGGUGGACUGGGUAUUGUCUACUGCUGCAGGACUCUGUAAUGCUUGUCUUCCUCAAAUACUAUUUUAACCUGAAUAUGUACAAAAGAAGAAAAAAUGAUAUCUACAAGUCUAUGAAUUGUCUGUUUUAAUGUAAACCAUGGCCAUAUCAAGUAGCUUAAUCAAAUAUUUUCAAGAUGGUCUUUUGGUCUGUUUUGGCUUAAUAUCCGAAUAUCAUGAUCUUCUUUUUUUUCUAUCAAAAUGAUCGCUGUAACAAGCUACUGUACUGCAUUUCUUCUCACUGUUUCGGUGUGUUGCAGGCUGAUGAGACGGUCACAAAGGGUACAUGCCUUUCUACAGUCAAUCUGUGUAGCUCUUUACCAAACAACCUCUGUCAAUUAGUGACGGUUAAUACUGCUAAAAUCACCAUGACCAGAUCUGGAGAUGGAGCUAUUUGAAAUCUCUGUACUGUUAUUAUGAACUAAACCUUUUUUUCCUCCCUCUCAUUUUCUGUCAAGUGUUUGGUGCAUGUGUACGGUGAGACUGCCAAGAAGUUGCGUUAUUGUCUGUCAGUUUAUAAGCAAUAAGUGUAGCAUCUGGGUUGAAUUUCCCCCACAUGUUUUCCUUGAAAUGUUCCUGUUCUUUUAACUCUACUCCAGCGCCCUGUUGAGGAUGUGAUUCUGUACCUCCUUCUGUUCACGACUGGACAUCCACCUAAUAGAUUCUAAACUGUUCUGAAACAAAUGGGUAGAGAAUAGAUGAGAUGGACAGACCCCCUCUGUUUAUAGCCAUAAUGUACUUAAUUUACUGAGGUACGCCAUUCAUUUUUCAAUUCAUGGUACUCAUGGUAUUUUGCAGGAAAAAAAUACAAAAAAUAGUCAUGAAAAAGACAUGAGGGACACCCCAUAAAUGAGUUUGUCCGCAUGACAUAUCCGCAUCCAUGCUUGUGUCAUUCAGUGUUUUCCUUGUGCUUUAUAAUUAUUUGUAGCAUUUUUGUUUGCCUUUAUUUCCUCUCCUUAUAAUAUGAAGUUCUGAUAAUGGCAUACUUCUUUCGCCCUCUGACUUUGUUCAUAUGGGAAUGGCUACUUUUAAUUGAAAAUGUUUCCUUUUCAAAACAAAACAUUUUUGAUUUCCUAAAAAUCUCGAUGUACAAUCAACGGAGAGAAGGUCAAACUGAGGUCAACCUGAGACUCGUGUAAAACAGAGAGAGCUGUCUUCAAUGUGAAACUCUAGCUUCUAUUCUCUUGACUUGCUGGUAAGGGGAUCGACUUUGAUCAGGGUUCUGUCGUGGCAACAGCUGAGGGGGUCGUGGUGACUGAGCUAUCUUCACAACACUCCCCUGGUGAGUGUUUUGCUCAAACACAAAUUAUUUCAUUCUCAUCUCUGAAUCAAAGCAUUGGAAGUUUGUACAGAAGAGUGUUUACAGCAUCGAUUGCACUUUAUAAACCCAUAGAAAUUCAUGAUACUAUGAUGAACCUGCUUUACAAGAUGCAGCCAUCGCCAAUAGUGUGGCUAUCACACCAAAGGUUUCAGCUACAAUCUCCUCCUACACACGUCACACUUUACUGAGUCGCCUUUUGUUUUAUCAUUGUUAAGAGAAAGGGAGAUAUCUAUAUAUCGAGUCCUUAGGUUUGGGGAGUGAAACAUUCUAAUUAAGGAUCAUUCAUAUCUACAUGGAUAAUUCUGUUUGUGAUCUUCAUGGUUUGUGCCUUGUUCUGAAUUUACAUUUAAUAUGUCAAAGAUUUAAAAAGACUAGUAAUAAUUCUAGGAACUGUCAUAAUCUCACAUGAUCAUUGUUUAUUCUUUUUUUUUUUGCGUCCUGGUAUAGUUAUUUUAAUGGGAGAAUGAAGUUAUGUUACAAAGUACAAUUGAACCCAAGAAGUGGUGUAUUUUCCUCAUGCCAUUUGUAUGUUACAGAGCAGUUUGUUACAUUGUUUAGGUUCUUAGCGCUUGGGAAAUCUGAAAAAUGUAUAUAUCCUCUACAGCAGUGGAGGCUGCUGAGGGGAGGACGGCUCAUGUCUGAAACAGAGCGACUGGGAUGGCAUCAAACCAUGUUUGGUGUAUUUGAUACCAUUCCACCAAUUCCGCUCCAGUUAUUACCACAAGCCCAUCCUCCCCAAUUAUGGUGCCACCAACCUCCUGUGCUCUACAGUUACAUUUUUGUCCCCAAAAUCAUAUUUUUCCAUCUACUGAGGGAACCGAAGCUGGUGGACAUAUUGAGAAAUUCAACUGAAUGUCUCUGAAAGGAAUUUAUCAGUUUCCUUUAUUCUUUUAUCAUUCACAUUGUACCAUACUGUUCUCAUGUUAAUUAGAAUUUUCUUACAUGCUAACAUUGUUUGAGCAAAUGAAAUAAAAAAAAAUUGCAAUACA